UCCCGCCUGGGCUGGGCUGAUGGCGGGCUGGAGAGCCUGCGGGGCCGCGGGCAGCGCUGGGGAGCCGCGGUGCCCGGGGAGCAGCUGCGGUCAGGGGAAGGAGAGAGAGAGGGACAGACAAUCAGACAGACCGCGGUUGUGAAAGAAGAUGUGAAUGAGGUUGAAGACUUUGAGCGACAAAUCAAGAGAUGCAAAGAAAAGUAGGCAAAGAACUGUUCAGUGUUUGCCAGAGUUUUCUGCUGGACUGGAAUUACUAAGCAGAUACGAAGAUGCUUGGGCUGCCCUUCAUAAAGGAGCCAAAGAUUGUGCAAAAGCUGGAGAGCUGGUUGACAGUGAAGUUGUGAUGCUUUCUGCACACUGGGAAAAGAAAAGGAGCAGUCUGGUGGAACUGCAGGAUCAGCUUCAGCAAAUACCAGGAUUCUUAGCAGAUCUGGAAUGCCUCACAGCAAGCCUAGCCCAGCUAGAAGCAAACUUUGAGGAAAUGGAGAAUCAUCUGUUGUGUCUUGAGGAACUAUGUGAACAGUGUGAAUUGGAAAGGUACAAAUGUAUGCAGACAUUACAGCUGGAAAACUACAAGAAAACAAAAAGGAAGGAACUGGAGACAUUUAAAGCUGAACUCGAUGCUGAACAUGCACAGAAGGUUUUGGACAUGGAGCACACCCAGCAGAUGAAGCUGAAGGAGCGCCAGAAGUUCUUUGAAGAAGCCUUCCAGCAGGACAUGGAGCAAUACCUUUCCACAGGAUACUUGCAGAUAGCAGAGAGGAGAGAACCCAUUGGAAGUAUGUCUUCCAUGGAGGUGAAUGUGGACAUGCUGGAGCAGAUGGACCUGAUGGACAUGUCUGACCAGGAAGCACUCGACGUCUUUUUGAACUCAGGAAGCGAAGACAAUAAUGUGCUGUCUCCCAUGCUGGGGCCCGACUCCAACAGCUACGUGAGCGAGAUCAGCCUGCAGGUGCCGAGCCAGUCGGAGUUGCGGCAGAAGCUCUGUUCCCUGUCCUCCACCUGCACCGACUCGGCCAGCCAGGACGCCAGCGAGGGAGAGUCCCCCGUGGUCCAGUCGGACGAAGAGGAGGUUCAAGUGGACACUGCCCUUGCUGCUGUAACUGAGAGAAAGGGCGCUUCAGAUGGCAGUGAUGAAAGUGACUCUCAGACUAUUUGAAUCUUAAAACCAUAUCCUUUGAGAAUGACUUCUGAAUGAAUGAACAAGUGAAUGAAGAGCUUGCCUGUGUAACGAUUUGCUAACCAAGCGUAACAGCCAGAUCUUUUUACUUAGUAAUACUGCCUUUUUACAAAAUUGCCAGUCAUGUGGAGGUUGGUUUUUAAAGAAAAAAUUAUGCCUAAAGCACACACACUUUAACAGUAGUCUUGGGGCUCAGGGGAGCAGUAAAACUGUUGUAUAUACUAUGUAUAAGAGAAUUUAAGGGGAAAGGUAGAAGUUACUUUGACCACUAACCUUUAAAUGGCUGAUUGGAAGUACUUAAGAGUUGAUGUGUAAAACUGAACCCAAAUUGUUCCUUGCAUGUUUUCAGCUGCUGCAACUGAAGAUUUAGGAUCCAAACCAAAAUGAAAACUUAUUUUCUACUCUUUACUACCUACUGUCUGCCUCCUGCCUUUGUCUACUAAUGCAGCAGUGUCUACUGUUCUCACACUUCUUAUUCAGGACCAACUUAGUUAUAGGUGUUAAGGAAAAAAUAAGAAUCCAAGAAGGAGGAGAGAUGCAUAUGGAAAUGUUGCACUCCUUGUGGAGCAGGUAUCUUAGCAUUGUGUACUUACUCCUCUUUCAAGAUAAAAUAAAGAAUUUCUAUCCCAACCAUGUCUUUUACUUGAUUACACAGGUAUUUUAUCCAUGACAAGUGAACAGAGGAGCCUAACUCAGGAUAAAAUGUGGUUAAUAGGAGCACCAAUGUAAUGUGCUUUUCCAUGGCAACAUCUGUUUGACUACACUAGGGAGAUAAACCUGAGUUAAUUGUUAAUUAAGUGUGUGUAUUUUAGAACCUCAAGACCUAUAGGCAUCGUCUCAUUCCCGUUUUUUCUGCAGUCGUUUUUCUCUCUGAGGUCUGACCAUGUCUAAUACCUGUUGCUUGUCAAGUCUCAUGCUCUAUUUUCAGGGAUCUGCACUUCUUUGAGAAGGCUCCUGGCUCCUGCUCUUUCUGCCAGAGGGAAGGAAUAUAAUCAGAAACAGCGUAAGUAAAAGGAUGAGCUGUGAUGUAGGUCCCUUCCAAAGACCUGCCCUGACAAAGCCAAUGGCUGGGAAGGAGGGUAUCUCUUCCUGCUUGCCAGCUGGGCAGAGGCCAGUUUCCUUAAGGAUUCUCCUGUUAGCUGACAAAGUGUUUCCUGAUCCCUGCCUGGGAAAUGAAGGUUGGAAGCUCUCUACCUACAAUUAAGAGAUUUACUAUUCAACAAGGCAGCUGUUGGAAGAAAUUUAUCUUGAAGGAGCUUCCUUUACCCUCUCGCUUUCCAGAAGACAGACAAAAUGUCCAAAAAAGUUUUGUUUUUUUUAUUAAACCUCGUA
This is a messenger RNA of Zonotrichia leucophrys gambelii, 2512 nucleotides long. RefSeq names its product dystrobrevin binding protein 1 (gene DTNBP1). The transcript has 10 exons. Lineage: Eukaryota; Metazoa; Chordata; Aves; Passeriformes; Passerellidae. Gene Ontology annotation, biological process: anterograde synaptic vesicle transport; negative regulation of protein kinase activity; platelet dense granule organization. The coding region runs from base 155 to 1159 and encodes 334 amino acids. The record is from RefSeq and is a predicted model, not a curated record. Gene Ontology annotation, cellular component: BLOC-1 complex; cytoplasm; synaptic vesicle membrane.